Molecule: messenger RNA, 1512 nt
Organism: Penicillium salamii
Lineage: Eukaryota; Fungi; Ascomycota; Eurotiomycetes; Eurotiales; Aspergillaceae
Source: the annotation of a GenBank genome assembly
AUGGUUGAACUAUACCCUUCUUUGGUGCAAUGCGCCAUUGUCGCAACUGCCUUCAAGGUGCUGCUUUUCCCCGCAUACAAAUCAACCGACUUUGAGGUCCAUCGCAAUUGGCUCGCCAUCACCCACUCCCUACCGGUUCAAGAAUGGUACUACGAGAAAUCCUCGGAAUGGACCCUCGAUUACCCACCGUUCUUUGCGGCAUUUGAAUGGCUCAUGUCGCAGGCUGCUGUAUAUGUGGACCCGGCCAUGGUGGUUGUGAAAAACCUGGGCUAUGAAUCCUGGCAGACCGUCUACUUCCAGAGAACUACUGUCAUAUUGACGGAGCUGGUGCUUAUCUACGCACUUAGUCGAUUCGUCAAAUCCACACCUCUGCCGAACAAAAAUGCUGCACAUGUGGCCAGUCUCUCUAUCCUGUUGUCGCCGGGUCUCUUCAUCAUUGAUCAUAUCCACUUCCAAUACAAUGGGUUCAUGUAUGGAAUCUUGAUCCUUUCUAUCGUUCUGGCCCGGAAGCAGUCCACCCUCCUUUACAGUGGUAUCCUUUUCGCAGUCCUGCUAUGCAUGAAGCACAUCUACCUAUACCUGGCUCUCGCAUACUUUGUCUAUUUGCUGCGCACCUACUGCCUGGAUGCCAAGUCAAUCUUCAGACCUCGCUUUGGUAACAUUAUCAAGCUUGGGGUCUGUGUGGCUGGGGUUUUUGCAAUCGCCUUUGGUCCAUUUGCGCAAUGGGGCCAGCUGCUGCAACUCAAGGACAGGCUAUUCCCAUUCUCCAGAGGAUUGUGCCACGCAUACUGGGCUCCGAACAUUUGGGCCAUGUAUUCGUUCACCGAUCGAGCGUUGAUACCUCUUGCUCCUCGGCUGGGCCUCCCCGUGAACUAUGAUGCGUUGACUAGUGUGACUCGCGGACUGGUUGGAGAUACCUCUUUUGCGGUUCUUCCUGAAGUCACGAAAGAGCACACAUUCAUUUUGACCUUCGUGUUCCAAUUGGUUCCUCUUAUCAAGGUCUGGCGCAACCCGGGAUGCUGGGAUACUUUCGUCGGCGCGAUAACGCUCUGUGGCUAUUCGUCCUUCCUAUUCGGUUGGCACGUCCACGAAAAGGCUAUCCUGCUGAUCAUCAUCCCAUUCAGUCUCAUCGCACUCAAAGAUCGGCGGUACUUCAGUGCAUUCCGUCCUCUGGCAGUUGCAGGACACGUUUCGCUCUUCCCUUUACUCUUCACGGCGGCCGAGUUCCCUCUCAAGACCGUUUACACGAUUUUGUGGCUGGUUCUCUUCCUCUUCGUCUUUGACCAAGUGGCGCCCGUCUCUCAACGGCCCCGCAUCUUUGUUUUCGACCGGCUGUCACUGCUCUACUUGACAGUCUCUAUUCCUUUGAUUAUCUAUUGCUCACUGGGCCACCAACUCAUCUUCGGUUGGGACCGACUAGAAUUCCUGCCGUUGAUGUUUAUGAGCAGCUACUCUGCAAUCGGUGUUGUGGGAAGCUGGGUAGGAUUCAUGGUGGUUUAUUUCACGGCAUAA